UAUGUAUGUGUAUGUUUAUAUAUAGAAGCAGAUUUGGGCAGAGCUCACAUUCCACACAUUCCCUCGUGAGCUGAACACCAGAGCAACAGUUCACACUCAUUAAUCCACCGGCUGGACUGGACCCACAGGCCCGACCAGUCCCGACCAGUCCGGCUCCUCCAGUAAACACAUGGAGAACCCGGAGACACGGCUCCAGUCAGAGAGUGCCAGCGCAGGAGUGUGGCACCGAUGCCUCAGCUCACCACGCUGAAUGCCAGGGGGCUGAGAGGAGUCGAGCUGGGGGAGAGGAGAGAAGAGGAGGGAGGAGAGGAGGAUGGAGGGACUGAUGGAGAGAGUGAUCAGGACAGGACUGGAGGAGAGCAGGGGCAGAGUCAGAGGGGUACUGUUACUGGUCUCCUCAGACUGAACUGGACGCACUGGUCCAGUUGGCUGCAGGGUCUGGGUCCGGCAGCAGUGCUGUGGUUGGUGGUUCAGGAGGAGUCUCCGCUCUACUCGUCUCUCAGUCUGCUGCAGGCGGGGGGCAGGCUGCUGCAGGCUGUGCUGAUCUGGACCAUACUCGCCCUCUGCACUUAUUUAAUCCGCUUCCUUUACCAUAACAAAGAGACUUAUAUACAGAGGCUCAGAGGAGUAUCCUGGAUCAGUGCAGAACCCAUCAGAGAAAAUAAACCUUAUCAUCAGCAGCGUGAACAGGAUGCGGGUCAUCUUGUGUCUGUGCUCAGUUCUGUGCUGGAUGGAUUUGUGGUGUCUGUUCUUCAGGAGCCGGUUUCAGGAGAGUCCAGUCUUCCACAGAUACGCUGCCUCCUCACCAGGCUGGAGGUAGUAUUUCAGGCACUCCAUAAGGGCUCCCUUUCUGAGGGCCAGUCACUACAGAUCAAAGAGGAGGAAGAGGAAGUGAGUGAGGAAGAUUCUUCACUAAGGGACAGAGUCAAACACAUCCACACUUACCUGCAGGACAGGGUGGGUGCUCUGCGCUGCCUCCUGCAGGUUCAGGAUGAGUACGGCGGGUGUCUGGCAGAGGUUCAGCAGGGUCUGCAGGAGCGCUGGGAGCUUCUGGAGGAUCUACACACCAGAGUAACCCUGCAGCCGGAUCAGCACCAGAACCCGGAGGACCCCAAUACUGUUCUCUCGGAUACAGAGAGCCUCUACACACAGCUGGGUCUGUUUAGGAGGACGGUUAAUGAGUGUCAGACUCACCUGAACUCCUGUACACACCUACUGCAGGGUCUGGAGAGCAGGCAGAAGGUUCUGGCUGAGACGGUGGGUUUAACACUGGACUCUACGUGGAUCAAAGACUUUGUUCAGUCUAACUCUCAACAGUUCAAAAAGGUGCAGGAGAACUUCCUGUCUCUGGAGCAGCAGACCCUGACCUUUGUGACCCACCUCAGAGGACUCAGAGCACCGGGAGACAGUGGCGGGUGUGAUCUUGAGCCCGUUCAGACAACGCCCUCAUCGCCUCUCUCAUCUGUACCGGCCUAUACCGCUGUUUUAUCCACAGACAGUACUGACCCUCACCUGGACCCGGACCUGGAUACAAAACCCCCACCCAGACCCAGCUCCAAACUUUCAGCUAUGAGCUGUCUGUGUGGAGUGAGACGCAGGAAGUGAUCUGACCUUUGAGUCAGUGUUUGUUCUAAUGAAGGUGUGAGCUUCAGAGCUUCUCAUGGACACCUAGCAGCUAGUAUAUAUAAUAUUAGCUACAGCAGUGAAAUAAUAAGCAGGUCUAGCAGGUGCAGGCAAGCGUUGUGCUCACUAUUAACAACACAAGAAGAGGUAGUACGUGUGUUUGUAUUUCCAUGUUUUGGAAAAGGAGCUACAGAACUACACUAAAAACUGAUGCACUGUGAAAGAAAGAGGUGGAGUGUUAUUCCUGCCCACAGAGCUCCCUGAUAGGUCUACUGGGCAAUAGAGGGACACGAUUUGUAUGUGGGAGAAUCACAGUAAUCACAGGAGAGGUGGGAUGCCUGUGUCUUUCUGAAUCCUUUGGGUCUCCAGGUUUCUAAUGUUGUGGGUUAAUUUAUUGCUGUGGUCUUUGCCUCUCAAAAAACCUUCAGUAGGUGAAGUGGCUAAAUGCUAAAUGCUAAAUUGUAUGUGAUACCCUGUGAUAGACUGGUGCCCAGUGAUUUCAGACAGGUUCUGGAACCACUGUGACCCUGAACAGGAAGAAGAAGAUGAGCAGAUAAAUGGAUUGAUUGUUUUUUUUUUGGGCAACUGCUGUCUAUCCUGCUCUAUACUUUAGAGCCUUUUGUUUUUUGUUUUUGUUGAAGAGCAAAUUAAUCAUAAAGUGAGAAAAUGGCUCCCAUUAAAAUUGUGUAUUUCUAUUCAGCUUGUUUUUGAUGGAUUACUAUGAUUUAUAAUCAUGAUUCCACAUCAGUAACAAGAGAUUUAUUGAGUGUGGGUCUGUAAUACUUUACUC
Messenger RNA from Astyanax mexicanus (Mexican tetra), 2413 nucleotides. RefSeq lists its product as uncharacterized. NCBI's taxonomy places the organism in Eukaryota, Metazoa, Chordata, Actinopteri, Characiformes, Acestrorhamphidae. The record is from RefSeq and is a predicted model, not a curated record. Bases 229 to 1605 code for a protein of 458 amino acids. The transcript is spliced from 9 exons.